AAUUGCCAUUCUCACAAAACCGGGCUUUCAAAAAAAGUCACUCUUCGCAUAAACAACAGAAAACAGGCAGGGAGAAGCUAACAGCUGAAACCAAAUCAAAUCAUAAGUUGUGGCGAAUAAAUAGCCGCAAAAAUGCCGAAGGCCGGCGACAAGGCGAAGGUGAAGGUGAACGUCAAGGAACGGGUGGUGGACGAGUCCUGCGAUCUAAGCCUCUCCGAGUUAAGCGAGAUACCGGUGCGGGAGAUUGCUUCGUUCAAGCGCGUCACCGUUUUAGAUCUGUCCAGCAAUCGCCUGGUCAACCUGGGAAAAAACUUCACCAUACUAACGCGUUUGGUGCGGCUGGAUCUGAGCAAGAAUCAAAUACGCUUCCUGCCUGAGGACUUUGGCCAGCUGGAGCAGCUGCGCCACUUGGACCUGUACAACAACUGCCUGGAGCACCUGCCCAUUAGCUUUGGUCAGUUGCGUCGUUUGCGAUACUUGGAUCUGAAGGGGAAUCCCCUGACGCCCGCCUGGGAGAAGAUUGUGGGUCGCUGCUCAACGCAAAAGGACUGCCAACAGGCGGCCAAGAAUACGGUCAGCAUCUGCGCCAACUACAAGCCGGAAUUCAUUGAACGCGAACGUUUGGCCGCACAGGAGACGUUGCAAAUGGCGGGAGCUGGGGAUGCAGGCUCUGUCCAGUCAAACGGCGGUGGGGCUGGUGGCAAGAAGUCACAAAAGCCCAACAAUAAAAAAGCGAAAUCCAAAAAACUUGCCGGAACUGGCGAUAAUGAGCUGACAAUCAAACCGGUGAAUGCCGGAGGUGGAUCCUCGGCUUUAGGUGCAGUAGCUGGAGGGAAAUCCAACCAGAAGAGCAAUCAAAAGAAACGAAACUCCAACAAGGGCGGCUCCUGGGUGAACCUGCUCUCGAAAGCCGCUCUCUCGUCCCUGAUGAUGUUUCUCAUCCUCUUCAUCGUGAAUGUGCUGAUCAUAUACAUGAUUAUGUUUAAGAAUCCGGACAUCGCCGACAAGCUUGUGGAGUAUAUACCGCACCAGUACCGUGAUUGGAUUCUAACCAAAACGGAAAUCUUCCGGCUGCGCGUCACCGACUGGAUCUCGGAGUUCCGAACGCCGCCCGAGGAGCACUGACGAUUCAUUUAUUUGAAGCCUUAGGGCGCUGGGCUUCAAAUAGAAGGAAUCGAUAAACAAAAUUCGGAUGCAUAGCGCGUGUGUGGAGGCGGGACAAUUUUUGGGAUACGUGUAGACCACCUGAACCGAGUUAUACGACUGCGACUUUGAUAUACCAUUAUGUGUAAUAUGCACUGCCAUUUGAUUUCAUAGACUCUAAGAAAGUACGUCCAUUGACAGGAGAUUUACAAGAGAUUUAAACAAGAGAACCGCGCACACUCUGCAGAUGAAGACAACGCCACUCGAAAGACACCACUAACUACACUCAAUCAUUCAACUUAACUCAACUCAACUCAGAUGAAUCUUAUCUAUAGCUCAAGCUCAACUCAAUAGUAACUGAAUGGCAGUUCAAAACUGGCCAAUGCAUAGAAACUACAGACACAGUCAGAACAGGCAUCCUCUUAAUAUAUACAUACUUAUGUCCACAUCUCUCAGAUCGAAUCGAAUCAGCAACCACACCAUAUAUAAAAAAAAUAAAUCUAUUGUAAGAAUA
Messenger RNA from Drosophila serrata, 1657 nucleotides. Its product is annotated as leucine-rich repeat-containing protein 59. Lineage: Eukaryota; Metazoa; Arthropoda; Insecta; Diptera; Drosophilidae. Gene Ontology annotation, cellular component: cytoplasm. Gene Ontology annotation, molecular function: protein binding. The record is from RefSeq and is a predicted model, not a curated record.